AUGGAAGUUCAAGUUAUGGUGAACGAAGAAGUUAAGAGGAACGGAGACAUCUGUUAUAUCUAUAGAGGAAGUCAAGUGAUUGUGAUUGAACCAGAGUGUAAUGAAAAAAGCAUAGAAGAUCAAGGGAUUGCAAUUGCGAUGGAAGAAUAUAAAGCAGACAUAGCGAGGAUUGGUUUAAUAGGCAUAAUCUCAGUAGGAUUAUGCAUGUUCGAGAUGGUCAUCUCUACACCGACUAAUGCUGGGGAACCAGAUUUACCUGAAUGGCUUAAUAUUCUCUUACUCGUCUCUCUGGUUUCAAUGGCCCAAAUAUGUAUAUUGCGGUUUACUCUAUACCACCCUGUUAACAAAAGCAUUUUUGCAAUCUUAUGCAUACUUAUCCUACCAACUGCAAUCUCAGUAAUGGAAAUCAGCUCUGCUUCCAAGACAGCUGCCAUCAUUGUUUUCAUCUCAUGGGGAAUCUUAUUUGCAAUCAUUCUUAUUGUUAACCGCCAACAGAUCUAUAAUCUAUGUGCAUGUCUCAACAACUCAUAA
Molecule: messenger RNA, 531 nt
Organism: Lathyrus sativus (Indian pea)
Lineage: Eukaryota; Viridiplantae; Streptophyta; Magnoliopsida; Fabales; Fabaceae
Source: the annotation of a GenBank genome assembly